AGGGCUGGGGUGCCCGCGCUGGUUUCGGGGCGCGAUGGGUGGGGAGCGGAGGGGAGGGCUACAUAGAAGGCGGGCGUACUAGGCACUUCCUUUUCCUGCGGAGCCGCCGCGUCGGGAGGAGCGUGGCUGUCUCUUCUCCCCGCCAUGGCGUGUGCUCGUCCCCUCAUAUCAGUGUACUCUGAAAAGGGGGAGUCAUCUGGCAAAAAUGUCACUUUGCCAGCUGUGUUCAAGGCUCCCAUUCGACCGGAUAUCGUGAACUUCGUUCACACCAACUUAAGAAAAAAUAACAGACAGCCCUAUGCCGUCAGUGAAUUGGCAGGUCAUCAGACCAGCGCUGAGUCUUGGGGUACUGGCAGAGCUGUCGCUCGAAUUCCCAGAGUUCGAGGUGGUGGGACCCACCGUUCUGGCCAAGGUGCCUUUGGAAAUAUGUGUCGGGGAGGCCGCAUGUUUGCUCCAACCAAAACCUGGCGUCGUUGGCACCGAAGAGUGAACACAACCCAAAAGCGAUAUGCCAUCUGCUCUGCCCUGGCUGCCUCUGCCUUACCAGCUUUGGUCAUGUCUAAAGGUCAUCGUAUUGAAGAAGUUCCUGAACUUCCUUUGGUGGUAGAAGACAAGGUUGAAGGUUACAAGAAGACCAAGGAGGCUGUUCUGCUUCUUAAGAAACUGAAAGCCUGGAAUGACAUCAAAAAGGUCUAUGCCUCUCAGCGAAUGAGAGCUGGUAAGGGCAAAAUGAGAAACCGCCGUCGGAUCCAACGCAGGGGGCCCUGCAUCAUCUAUAAUGAGGACAAUGGUAUCAUCAAGGCUUUCAGAAACAUCCCUGGUAUUACUCUGCUUAAUGUGAGCAAGCUGAAUAUUUUGAAACUUGCUCCUGGUGGGCAUGUGGGACGUUUCUGCAUUUGGACUGAAAGUGCUUUCCGGAAGUUGGAUGAGUUGUAUGGGACUUGGCGUAAGGCUGCUUCCCUCAAGAGUAACUAUAACCUUCCCAUGCACAAGAUGAUGAAUACAGACCUUAGCAGAAUCUUGAAAAGCCCAGAGAUCCAAAGAGCCCUCCGAGCACCACGCAAGAAGAUUCAUCGCAGAGUCCUGAAAAAGAAUCCACUGAAGAACCUGAGAAUCAUGUUAAAGCUAAACCCAUAUGCAAAGACUAUGCGCAGGAACACCAUUCUUCGCCAGGCCAGAAAUCACAAACUCCGGGUGAAGAAACUGGAAGCAGUAGCAGCAGCACUGGCAGCCAAAUCAGAGAAGGGGGCAGCAGAGAAGAGGGCUGCAGCCCCUGCAGAGAAAGGAGCAGCAGAGAAGAGGGCUGCAGCCCCUGCAGAGAAGGGGGCUGCAAGCAAGAAGCCUAUGGAGAAGAAGAAAGCAAAGCUGCCUGUGGAUGUCAAGAAGCUGAGGGAAAGAAAGAAAAAGAAGCCUGUGGGAAAAAAGCCCGAAGCUACCAAGAAACCAGCAAGUGAAAAGAAGCCCGCAGCAAAGAAGCCUGCCACAGAAGAAAAGAAGCCUGCUGCAUAACCUAUUGAAAUCUCUAUUCCAUAAAGAGCAAAUAGAGACAAUGUAUUUGAAUAAAGACCUGAUCAAACAUUCAGUGAGAAACUGUGAA
This is a messenger RNA of Nannospalax galili (Upper Galilee mountains blind mole rat), 1597 nucleotides long. RefSeq names its product ribosomal protein L4 (gene Rpl4). The coding region runs from base 145 to 1509 and encodes 454 amino acids. Gene Ontology annotation, cellular component: cytosolic large ribosomal subunit; ribosome. The record is from RefSeq and is a predicted model, not a curated record. Gene Ontology annotation, biological process: translation. Gene Ontology annotation, molecular function: RNA binding; structural constituent of ribosome. Lineage: Eukaryota; Metazoa; Chordata; Mammalia; Rodentia; Spalacidae. The transcript is spliced from 10 exons.